Paramecium sonneborni is the source of this 903-nucleotide messenger RNA. The record is from the annotation of a GenBank genome assembly. Lineage: Eukaryota; Ciliophora; Oligohymenophorea; Peniculida; Parameciidae.
AAAACUUUUAUUCAAACCAAUCCUUCCUCUAACAUUGUUAUUUUACUUCAUGUGGAUCCAGGAAAAAGCACUUUGGCAGAAAAGCUUCUUUAAAUAUUUAAAUAAAAAGAAAUAAGAAAAAAUCAAAAGAAAGCUAAGAAUUAAGGUAAAGAUUUAUCUGCACUUGCAUAUGCUUAAAGAGAAAAAGAAAAAGGUGUUAGAUAUAGCAUAUACAUCAAUUUUGAUUUUAAAAAGACAAUAAAAUCUAUAAGGUUCUCUUGGAAAUACCAAUUUUAGACCUCAUUUAAUAACAGGAGCAGCAUAAGCUGAUUAUGCCAUCUUAGAAAUAGAUACUACAAAAAAUAUAUUUGCAAAUACCAUAUAAAGUGGUAUGUUAAAAGAAAAAUUAUAAUUUAUAAAUGCUAUACUUAUUAAAUAAAUUAUAGUUGCAUUAAAAAAAAUGGAUUAAAUUAAUUGGGAUCAAAAAUAAUAUUAGGAAGUUAAAAAAUACAUUUAAACUUCUGCUACUAAAUUAGGUUAUAAUAAAUAAUAAAUCAAAUUUGUAUAAAUAUCUGCAUUUCAAAGUUAGAAUAUAAAAAACAAACACAACAACUUAUGGUAUUAAGGAUUAACUUUGGUUGAAACAAUUUUAUAUUAACCUCCUAUCGAUAGAAGAGAAAAUUAAGAUUUUCUUUAAAUAAUAUAUUUUAGGCCAAUCAGAAGGAAGAUUAAAAGGUACAUCUUUAUUAGACAAAUUACAUUCAGGCUAUUUUGAAAAAAUAUAUACAACAAGGAAUCUAUUGUGAAGUCAAAGAGGUUGAAAAAUAAAAAGUGGAAGGAGAUAUUUUAUAAAUGAAGAUUAAAACCCAAUGGAUAUAGAAUUUUAAAAUGUUCAUAUUUUUAGUUAAUUUUGAGUUUAACUGA